Molecule: messenger RNA, 4315 nt
Organism: Austrofundulus limnaeus
Lineage: Eukaryota; Metazoa; Chordata; Actinopteri; Cyprinodontiformes; Rivulidae
Gene: cgnb
Product: cingulin b
Biological process (GO): microtubule cytoskeleton organization
Cellular component (GO): bicellular tight junction; myosin complex
Molecular function (GO): microtubule binding
Source: RefSeq, a predicted model, not a curated record
CAUGCAAAAUGUUUCCCUUCUGAUAACACMGCUGAACACAGUGGCUGUAUUGUGCUUAAGCCCCGCCUCCUCCGGAGGGCUUCUCCCGUCGCUGAGGCGGGGCGACGCCUGUCCGACGUGUUGGCAACAGGUUCCACCGGUAGCGAGAAAUGGGGGGGGGGUGAAUUUUCUCCUCGCCCCCCAUCAGCUCAUUGGAUCUCAUGUCCUCAUCCUCUCAACAUGUCCGGACUUUCUGCCGCUUUACGGACCGAGAAAUGCCGAACAAGUGAGUGAGGAGCAGCUGAAUCUGGACCGUCUUCGGCAGAAACAGGAAGUAAACAUGAAUACUCCUUCCACUGACAGGAAGUCCCAAGUGGAUUACGGUGUACAGAUCCGCUUCAUCAAAGACCUUCAYGACACGGGUGGAGGUUACGUUGAAAAGGCCAGAGUCACCAAUGGCACAAGUCCUGCCAGCAAAUAUGGCGUGGCCGUGCGGGUUCAGGGCAUCUCUGGGCAGCCCUACGUGGUUCUAAAAGAUGGACAGAAAGGUGACUCCUAUGGAGUUCAGCUGACCAAUCCAAAUCCCCCUCCCACCACCCCCACCUUAGAGCCAACUUCACCCUUCAACAGCGUCCCCAAACUUAAAAAAGAGCCUGCAGAUUUUGCCAAGCCCUUCAGCCCACCUGUAAACUCCUCGCGCUCCCCUGUUUCCCCGUCCACAGAGGAUGAGAUUGGGGAAAUUUUUGGGAGCCCACUUCGAAGACCUCCGGGGGAUGGUCAGGCGGGAACACAAGGAGAGGAGGAAGAUGGARCUGGGACGAAACGAGUGGUGGAGAGGUCGAAAUCGGAACCCAAAUUCUCAGCGAUGGUCAGCGAAAAUGAGAGAAAACGAGAGGAUGAAUAUAACGAAGCCGGACUGAAACCUGUCAAAUUAAACGCUGCGGGACCCAGAGGGUUUAAUCAGACCGCUUCUGGUUUCACCAACUCUUUAGGGAGGUACAGUGAGAAGAAACCAAGCACAGGUCCUCCUCCACAACCCUUCCCAGAUCCUCCUCCUCCUCCUUCAGCACUGACCAACGUUGAGCCUGCCCAAACAAUCGUCACAGACUCACUGGCUCCGAUCAACAAACUCAUCAGUAAGUUCAACACCAGCUCGCCGGGCAGCGCCCCACAGUCCAGAGGCCGCUCCGGAGCACGGCAGCGGCUCAGGUUUGAUGAGCGGAGGAGAUCCAGAAGCCUCGAUGCCCGAAAAGAUGCACAGCCAGAAAUGACCUCUCCUGCAUCCCCCACUCUAAACCCCUACGCUGCUCCUUUAACCGCCUCCUCCAGCUUAUUGGUAUCUUCUGCUCCAGGAGCUGGGAGCCUGGGACAGAGUCCUGCAUCUGCUGCCAAGGUGAUGGCACCAAAYGCUCCCAGGACAAGUUUCAAGUCACCAGAGAAGUUUGUUGCUAAGGCUAACCCUCCAGCUAUUGCAAAAAAGCCUGAAACACUUUCAAGGAGUUCAAGUCAAAGCACAGAGGUCAAUAAUGGGGAAGAGGCUCAAAUCAAGCAGGCUAUUUACAACAUCCUCAAAGAUGGCACCAGGGAGAGUGAAGGAGCCCUUCAAAGAAAAGUCAGCCUUGUCUAUGAAACCACCGACAAAAUAAAGAAGGGACGAUCUGAUGGAAGCGUCACAAAGAAGAAUCUUGAGGAUCUUCAGAGGCAGCUCGAGCGCUACAAGAAGGAUUUGGACCAGGCGCAGGAUGAACUUGCUGCGGAGCGUUUAUCCAGAGAGGUGGCAGAGUCCCGUCUGCGUCUUCAAGAGGAUCAGCUGGCUCAGCUUCAGGAAGAGCUGAGGAGAGUUGCUGAAAACGCACCCCAUUCAGACUCAUUCCAGACGGACGUGCUGGAGCUGCAGGCCCAGCUCGCUGAGGCCACCAUGCUGCACCGGCGCCAGGAGGAGGUGCUCCACCAGCGAGAGCGGGAGCUGACGGCCCUGAAGGGUGCGCUGAAGGAGGAGGUGGAGUGUCACGACAAAGAGAUGGAGGCUCUGAGGGAGCAGUACAGCCAGGACAUGGAGAACCUGAGGCAAACCAUGGAACAGUUCACGCAGUCCCAGGAGCUGAUAGAGGAGGAGCGGAAAAAGGUAAACGACUCUCUGCUGACGCUUGAGGCGGAGCUGGAGACCUGCAGAGACCAGGGGGACCAGUGGAGGACGGAUCUGGAGACGACCAGGGAGGAGCUAAAGCAGUCUCUCUCGGAGAAGGAGAGAGCGGAGCGCUCGCUGAAGGAGCUUCAGAAUUCAAAGAAAGAAAAGGCAGCGUCUGAUGAUAGCCUUCCUCUAAAAGAGGAGCUUCGGCGUUACCAGGACGACCUGAAGCGAACCCGCACAGAUCUGGACAAACAAAGGGGCGUGGCCGACGAGAAGAGCGGGUUACUCGAAGCCCUGAAGAGGGCGAGCGGAGAGAAGGAGGCCCAGCUUCAGUCGGAGAUUAACGAGCUGAAGGAGCAACUGAAGAAAGACAAGGCCGAGCUGGAAAAGGCGCUUGAGAAGGCGAAGGAGUCGUCAGCAGGAAGGACGGUGGUGGACCACAGCUCCGGUCUGGACCUGCAGGAAGAAAACACUCGCCUCAGAGAGAGGCUGGCCCGCAUGGUUUCCCGUUUGAAGAAGGAUCUGCUGGCGUGCAGCGAGGAGCGAGACAGCGCUCAGCUGGAGAGGGACCUCCUCAACAACCGCCUCAAGCAUUUGGAGAGUGAGCUGGAGUCGGAGAAGAGCACGCACACCGACCGCGGCCGCGAGAUCCGAGUGCUAGAGGACAAAGUUAAAACUCUGGAGAUCGAGUUGGACGAGGAGAAAAGCAGCGCGGAGCUUCUGAACGAUCGCAUAAACCGAAGCAGAGAUCAGGUGGACCAGCUUCGAUCGGAGCUGAUGCAGGAGCGCUCGGCGAGACACGACCUGGAGAUGGACAAGAGCGCGCUGGAGCGACAGGUGAAGGAGCUAAAGACCCGCGUGGCCGACAUGGAGGGGCAGACCCGACCCUCGACUGGACUCGCCCUGCUGGAGAAGAAGAUUCAGGAGCUGGAGGAGAGACUACGCAGUGAAGAACGAGAGAAGUCGAGCAUCCAGGCGUCCCAGAGACGAGUGGAGAGGAAGCUGAAGGAGCUGAACGCCACUUUGGACCAGGAGAGGAGCCAACAUGUUGAGCAGAGGGAUCAGCUGACCCUCCGCGUCAAGGCCCUGAAACGGCAGGUGGACGAGAGCGAGGGGGAGGUGGAGCGCCUGGAGGGGGUGCGCCGGAAACUCCUCAGGGACUUGGAGGAGCAGCAGGAGCUCCAGGAAGCAGGGCGGGCUAAAGUCUCGGCACUGGAGAGUGAACUCAAGAGGAAGUCCCAGCAGACGCACCGCACCGCUCUGAGCUCCUCCGCUUUGAGCUCUGACGAGGAGGACGGAGCWGCUUCACCUCCAUCCUGAGCCAGAGUCGCCUCCAAACCUGCCGACGACCGAAGAGCACAAGAAGAUCCAGGAGAGACGUUUUUGGUUACAGAGCCUCCUCAUGUAGAGGUUUUUUUACUUUUUAGUUGAACUGAGACACCUGGUCGGGAUGAUUAGAUUUCUUUUUAUUCUGUCAUCAUGGAUCUGAUCAUUUUUCUUUUUAUAGUUUAAUUAGUUAAAAAAGGACAAUCACUGUGGUUUGUGUUCGUUGUGUUAAUGGUGAUACUACAGCAGCACGUUCAGGUCAUACAGUCGAUUUCAUAUCUCAACCAAAGAAAUAUAACCUGUAGGCGUUAGCAUGAUAAUUUAUUUCUAUUAGUGACUCUAAAAGAGUUUUUGUGUUUAAAGUGAUGUUUUGACUGUGACAGUUUUAGGCCUUCAAACUGAGCCUUUGUUUAUUUUUAUUAUUUUUUUAUUUACACUGUAUUUCAGACAAUCAGUCAUACACUAACAGCUUCAACAACUUUUCUUUUUUUAAAGUUUACCCGCAUUAAUACUCGUGGUUUGAUUCACGUGCACGUCUUCACUCCGAUGCCUUACAGAGAGCUUCACGUUUUCACUUCAGUUUGUGAGGAUUUAAAUCGUAUUUCUCCUGCAUGCCUGAACCUGCGUCGCUGCAUUCCUGCUGAAGGACUCAUUAAGUCAGAUUUAUAAGCAGUUUUCACUCAUUUUGCACUUUGCUGUUUUUGGUGAAUAUUAAUUAUAAUCCUCUAAUGGUGUUUUUAAAGGUGUUUGUUGCGUUGUAGGAAAUGUAAGGUUGUUAAAUUAAACACGGAUCUCGAAUUUGACCGCAUAGAUUCCUCAAGUUUUUUGUUUUUGACAGAAACUUGAUCACAAAAUAAAAACAUUUUCCUGCUUUUUGUA